AUGGCCGCGGCCCCGCCGCCCUCUACGACGCGGCCUCCGCCGCCUGCAGACGCCGCGGCCUCCGCCGCCUGCUCAGCCGCGACCCCGCCGCCCGCCACGACGCGGCCUCCGCCGCCUGCUCAGCCGCGGCCCCGCCGCCCUCUACGACGCGGCCUCUGCCGCCUGCUCAGCCGCGGCCCUGCCGCCUCCUACGACGCGGCCCCCGCAGCCUGCUCAGCUGCGGGUGCUUCCAGCGGCCCUCCGCUACAUCCUGACGGCCCGCCGCUGCACCCUGCGGCCCCGCCACUGCACCUGUCCCGGCUCCGCCACUGCACCCUGACGGCCCCGCCGUCCCCUGUCUCGGCCCCACCGCUGCACCCUGACGGCCCCGCCGUCCCUUGUCCCGGCCCCGCCACUACACUGCAGCCGAGCCGCCCAGCAGCAGCCGAGCCGCCCAACAGCAGCCGAGCCGCCCAGCAGCAGCCGAGCCGCCCAGCAGCAGCCGAACCGCCCAGCAGCAGCCGAGCCGCCCAGCAGCAGCCGAGCCGCCCGGUACCUGAGCCGCCCGAGCCGCCCGAGCCGCCCGAGUCGCCCGAGCCGCCCGAGCCGCCCGAGCCGCCCGAGCAGCCCGAGCCGCCUGCUGCUGACCUACCCGACUCUCCCAUCCCGGUGAGACUUUCAGCUGCUGCCAUGGCCACCCCCAAUGUUCUCACUUUUGACGCUGAGGGGAGGGCCAUUGACUUUGCCGUCUGGAUCGAGGACCUGCAGCUGUACUUACUGUGUGAUGCGGUAGAUGAGGUCUCUCUCUUUGACUUUGUCUCUGGCGCUGUCCCUGCCCCGCCUGCUGAUGCUGACUCUGCCGUUCGCUCCAAGUGGGCGACCCGCGAUGCUGCUGCACGUCUUGCUGUGCGUCGCCACCUCCCUUCCUCUGAGCGUGCCCACUUUAGUCAGUGCAAGACCGCUCAGGCCUUGUACGACGCUGUAGUUGCGCGCUACUCCUCCCCUUCCUCCGCUACCCUUAGCCGCCUCAUGCUACCGUUUCUCUUCCCUGACCUCGCUUCCUUUCCCACUGUCGCUGACCUCGUUACCCACCUCCGCGCUAGUGACACCCGCUACCGCGCUGCCCUUCCUGCUGAGUUCCGCGCUGCGAACCCUCCUCCCAUGUACAUCACUCUCUACUUUCUCGUCACCCGUCUCCCUGAGUCCCUUCGUGUCGUUAGGGACCAGUUUCUCUCUGUCUGUCCCACCACUCUCACUGGGUGUGGUCCCUCCCCCCUGCUGCCCUCUGUCGCCUCUGCCGCUGCGGCCGACCUCGUUGGUUUUGAGUCGGUCGGCGCGGCGUCUGCCCCCAGUGGCAGACGCCGCACUGGCAAGGGCAAGGGGGGCAAGGGAGCGGGUGGAGCCAGAGGGGGCGGUGGAGGAGGCGGUGGGGGUGGAGGGGGGAGUGGGGGUGGCGGGGGGGGUGGUGGCGGGAGUGGAGGUAGUAGUGGCGGCGGUGGAGGCGGAGGUGGCGGCGGAGGUGGUAGCGGAGGAGGCGGUGGGAGCGGUGGGAGCGACGGUCCUGGUGGGGGAGGUGGCGGUGGCGACGGGGGUGGCGGUGGAGGCGGGGGUGGCGGUGGAGGAGGGGGUCGGAGUGGCUCGUCCCAGCGGAGCAGCUCUGGGGGUGGUCAGCGCCAGCAGCAGCAGCAGCAGCAGCCGCAGCAGCAGCCGCAGCAGCAGUAG
Messenger RNA from Closterium sp. NIES-65, 1701 nucleotides. The record is from the annotation of a GenBank genome assembly. Lineage: Eukaryota; Viridiplantae; Streptophyta; Zygnematophyceae; Desmidiales; Closteriaceae.